Macadamia integrifolia is the source of this 1828-nucleotide messenger RNA. Its product is annotated as ADP-ribosylation factor GTPase-activating protein AGD5-like. The record is from RefSeq and is a predicted model, not a curated record. Bases 161 to 1588 code for a protein of 475 amino acids. Lineage: Eukaryota; Viridiplantae; Streptophyta; Magnoliopsida; Proteales; Proteaceae. The transcript is spliced from 11 exons. Gene Ontology annotation, molecular function: GTPase activator activity.
UCCCAUUUUUUUUUUAAUCUUUCCGAGGAGAGAGAGAGAGAGAGAGAGAAGAGGCUUCUUGGUUUGGGUCCGUUACCAUUCUCUUUCUCUUCCUCUCGUCCACUGCUGAAAUCCGUUUGAAUUGGAGGCAAAGCGGGCAGCAGCAGCAGCGACGAGCAGCAUGAAUGAGAAGGCCAACGUCUCCAAGGAGCUCAAUGCAAAGCACAAGAAGAUAUUGGAGGGGCUUCUUAAAUUGCGAGAGAACAGAGAAUGUGCUGACUGUAAAUCCAAAGGUCCCAGAUGGGCGAGUGUGAAUCUUGGAAUCUUUAUAUGUAUGCAAUGUUCUGGAAUCCACAGAAGUCUUGGGGUACACAUAUCAAAGGUUCGGUCUGCAACGCUGGAUACAUGGCUUCCAGAGCAAGUUGCAUUCAUUCAAUCAAUGGGAAAUGAAAAGGCAAAUAGCUAUUGGGAAGCAGAGCUACCUCCAAAUUAUGACAGAGUUGGGAUAGAGAACUUCAUUCGUGCAAAGUAUGAUGAGAAAAGAUGGAUUCCAAGGGAUGGGAAGCAAAAACCUGUGCAGGAAGAGAGGACUUCUGUGAAUAGGCAGAGACCUGGGGACAGAGGCGGCCAUGGAUACACCAAUAAUGUAGAUCAUUCAUACGAAGAGAGGAAGAAGACUCCUCCGCCAGCUAGAAGCAAUUUCUCUGCUAUAAAGAAUAGUAUUCCUGCACCCCCUAAAGCAUCUGAUCAGGUGUCCCCUGAUCCAAGACGGCAACCUGCUGUGCAGAAAGAAGAACCAGUUGUACCGCAAUCUGAAUCAACAACACAGGCAGCUAAUGCUACAGCAGUUGUCUCACCUCCAAAAGUUGAUUAUGCCACUGAUCUUUUUAACAUGCUCUCAAUGGAUGGUCCAAAUGAAAAUGGCAGAGGCACUUCUUCUGUUGAUGAUAAUGCAUGGGCUGGAUUCCAAUCUGCAGAAGCAUCAUCCACAACAGAGACAGUCAAUUCUACAAAGCGAGCUGAAAAUAAGGCCUCAUCCACCUCUGGAAUUGAGGAUUUAUUUAAAGAUACUCCAUUAGUUACAUCCACUCCAGUUGAUGUAAAGAAUGACAUUAUGAGCCUCUUUGAGAAGUCCAAGAUGGUAUCACCAUUUGCUACCCAUCAACAGCAACUUGCAAUGCUGGCGCAGCAGCAGUCCCUUUUCAUGGCUGCCACAGCUAAAUCCAGUGCUGGCGCCCCAACGUUUCCUGGCAAUACUCAGCAACCUAGCUCUAAUGGCAUUCAUGUGCUUGGUGCCAGCGUGCCUACUCAAAACUGGUCAAAUGUUGUCUAUCAAGUACCUGGAAUGACAGUGCCAGGAGUUGGGUUCCAGAACUAUAUGCAGGUGGGAAACAUGAGACCUACAAAUACAGCAGUGAACUUGGUUCCCUUUCCAUCUGACGGCAUGUAUAAUAUAGGGUCAGUUGGCCCAACCAAUGGAGUGGCUACUACCAGUAGUGGAGUCAAUAAGCCUACCUCUGCAUCUUCUGUUUCUUCUGUCAAUCCUACUCAAUCGGUGAAAGAUGACGAUUUCUCAUCAUUAAUGCAGGGAAUGUUUUCAAAACCUUAGGCACUCAGGGAGUUGAGGGAAAAGAUUUAUUUCAUCUUACACCAGGUUACUAAUUUACAAAAAAUAUAGCCCUUGUGGGGGUGGGGGGAAGGAAUUUGCUGUAUUGAGCAUUUUGUAGAUGAAGUUUCAGUUUUUAUUUUUAUUAUAUUAUCUCUUUUCCCCUUAAAUUUCGGAGAUGUCUUCAUUUGUACUGGUAGUGUAUUCGGAUCAAUAAAGAUGGGUUUAAAAUUGCUUGGAUCA